Cryptomeria japonica (Japanese cedar) is the source of this 435-nucleotide messenger RNA. RefSeq lists its product as uncharacterized. The coding region runs from base 1 to 435 and encodes 144 amino acids. The record is from RefSeq and is a predicted model, not a curated record. The transcript has a single exon. Gene Ontology annotation, molecular function: nucleic acid binding. Gene Ontology annotation, biological process: DNA integration. Lineage: Eukaryota; Viridiplantae; Streptophyta; Pinopsida; Cupressales; Cupressaceae.
AUGUGCCCUUUUCGCUGGAAAAAUGGGAUUGGUAGCUUUACCUUUGCAACCAAUCCAAGUGGAACAACCCUUCAUGAGGUGGGGUAUGGACUUUAUGGGGUGAUAAACCCUUCAUCCAAUGCUGGCCAUAAGUGGAUACUUACAACCACUGACUAUCUCACCAAGUGGACUGAAGCAAUGGCACUCAAAGAGGCAAAUGAGACUGUUGUUCUAAAUUUUUAUGAGGAUUUGAUUGCCCGAUUUGGAGUUCCUGAGUCCAUCAUUUCAGACAAUGGCCUCGCUUUUGUUGGCUUUAAAAUCUCUGAUUGGGCUGUCAAGAAAGGGAUCUAUCUAAAUACGUCUUCCAACUAUUAUCCGCAAGGCAAUGGCCAGGCAGAAUCAACUAACAAAAAUUUGAUUAGGAUCAUUAAGAAGACAAUGGAGGGUAACCAAUGA